UAGCUAGCGCCGUUGUCAAACUCUAGAAUUUUAGCGGUGUCGCGGAGUGUUUAAUCAUUGUUUAUCGAACUUCUAAGAGCUCACUCUCGGCAUUUCUUGGCCUAAUUCCAUCAUGGGCUUUAGCUUUAAGUACACUCGCUAUUCUGCCAUCGCUCAAAUCACUUUGGGAGUUUUGAGCAUUGUGUUUGGUAUCGCUGAUCGAGCUGUGAUGUACAAGAGACACGCUUUUCACUCGGAAUCUGUUGUGCCGAUAUGGAUGGGUGUUUGGUUUGUUAUCACUGGAGUCAUUGGUGUACAUGGAAGUAAGCGCAGCAAUGCUAGGGAUGGAAGAGCAUCUAGGCCACUGAUUGGGACCUACCUUGCUUUUAGUAUUGUCUCUACUGUAUUUGCUGCAGUAAUCAUCAUUAUGUAUACCAUUGGAGUUGCAAGAGUCAUAACAAAAGGCUCUCCUUGUCGUUAUGCAGAAGAAUAUGUGUAUGUUUAUAACAGCCAACACUAUCGUGACUACAAAUACAUAUCAGUAGAAAAGGAGUGCAAGACAAGUGUUGCUAUGGGUUCCCUGGUCAUCAUCUUUGCCAUUCUUGAGUUCUGUGUUGGUAUCUGGGCCUCUAUUUGUGCUUGCACCAAUGGCUGCUGUGACUGCUGUAAUCCCACAAUGCAACAGCCUACACAAAUGGGCCAAGUGAUCUAUCUCCAAACCCAACAAGGCCCACAAGCGUACAUCAUGACACAAAGUGCAAAUGGGGUUCCUGUGGCAGUACCUGCUAUGGUACCAGGCCAGGUUCAAAUGUCUGCCGUACCAGCCCCUACUCAGGCCAUGUACCCAUCGCCUGCUGGUGCUCAAGGGGGUGGUGCUCAAGGGGGUGUUGCUCAAGGGGGUGGUACCCAUGAUGUCCAUAAGGCACCUUAUUUUCAAACUCAAAGUACACCUCCAGCUUACCUAGCUUGAAAUACAUGCCAUGCG
This is a messenger RNA of Exaiptasia diaphana, 964 nucleotides long. RefSeq lists its product as uncharacterized. Gene Ontology annotation, cellular component: membrane. The coding region runs from base 113 to 949 and encodes 278 amino acids. The transcript is spliced from 6 exons. Lineage: Eukaryota; Metazoa; Cnidaria; Anthozoa; Actiniaria; Aiptasiidae. The record is from RefSeq and is a predicted model, not a curated record.